Messenger RNA from Alosa sapidissima (American shad), 4831 nucleotides. RefSeq names its product sperm autoantigenic protein 17 (gene spa17). The transcript is spliced from 6 exons. Gene Ontology annotation, molecular function: calmodulin binding. Lineage: Eukaryota; Metazoa; Chordata; Actinopteri; Clupeiformes; Clupeidae. The coding region runs from base 204 to 2819 and encodes 871 amino acids. The record is from RefSeq and is a predicted model, not a curated record.
CUUGUCAAGUUGCUAUGCAACGGCUGAACACACUCACAUUACCUUGACAGCUUGGAAACAUCGCGAAUCUCUGAAUAGCGAUUAACUACCUUUUGCAGCAUUAAACUGUCUGUGAGAACCAUUUAAAGUCUAUAAAAUCAGUACAGUCGUUGAAGGGUAAGAGCGCUGUGCUCAAUCACUUCGCCGGGAGGGAGUCAGAGGAGAUGUCUGUGCCUUUCUCAUACACUCACCUCCGAGUGCCCCAAGGGUUCGGGGCACUCCUGGAGGGUCUGGCCCGAGAGGUGCUGAGAGAUCAGCCCGAAGAUAUCCCCGCCUACGCGGCCAAUUACUUCAGAAGUCUCCUGAAGGCUAGAGAUGAGACGGGAGAGGACCCAAUAUCAUGGGCAGCCAGAAUGGAGGACAGGUUUAAUAAUAGGUACUCCCUCAAGUAUGCUGACUUUAGGGACAAGCUGAAAGCUCCUGAUCCUGUGGAAACCAGAGAGCCUAGAGAGAGCAGAGUCCAGCCAGCAGAGACCGGCUCCCCUGAGAUCCCUGAGCCGGAGGAAGAGGUGGACCAGGACAACACGCCUCAGGGGGCCCAUGUCAGUAUGCCUCAGGAGCCCAGUAUGGAGAAGGAAGGGACUCUGGACAGUACUCCUCAGGGAGCCUGGGAGGAGGAGGGGGCCCAGGACAGCACGGUUCAGGGACCGGUUCAGGACAACGCGCUUCAGGGUCGGGGUCAGGGAGCGACUGAGCCGGAGCUGCUGUCAGAGGGCCUGGGUGGGAGUGGGGGGGUCGCUGAUGUGGAUGUCAGUUCAGAGGAGCUGAGGGGAGGAGGGCGCGGGGGGCCUGCUGAAGAGGCUGCAGAAGGAGGAGGCUCAGAGGAGGAGGAGGAGGUGGCCAAAGAUGGAGGUGUUGAGGAGGAGGUGGUGGAUGAGGAGGCCAGUAUGCACACAUUUGAUGUUGAUAUCUGCAGGUCUGAGUUGGAGCCGUCCUCAGAGGCGUCCAUCGGCGGAAUCGCCAACGUUGAUGUGUGCGCAGAGGAGCUGGGAGGCCUGCAAGCUAACCAGGACCCCGUGUCUCAGGGAAGCGUAGACAAAUACAGCUCAAUGGAAGCUUCUGGAAGCCAGCUGGAGGAGAAGCAGCUCGACUCCUCAGAACAGAGCCAGACUCUGCUGGAGACGCACCCUACAGGAGACGGAGACAAGCAUGGGAGUGGGAUCACACCAGAGAAUCAUGGGAGUGAGGUCAGACCUGAGGAGGAGACAUGUGUGGAAAGUCACCAUGAAGAACACCAGCAGGCCUCAGACACCUCAGAGGUCAAACCGUCCAAGCAAGCUGAGGCAGAGGCUGCAGACAGUAGUGAAGCAUCUGAUAGGGAAUCUAGCCGUGAGGAGGGUGAUGGGGACAGACUUGUACCGGGAGCAGGGGGGGUUGGCGGGGCAUCUGAUGGGGAAUCUUCCCAAGAGGGUGGUGGUGGGGACAGACUGGCACCGGGAAAGGAGGGAGGUGUUGGGAGUGGGCAUGAUGAGCCUGGGCAUGUAGAGGGCAACAGAGAGGAGGGCAAGGGGUCAGGAUCAGAGGCAGGGUCAGGGUUAGACUCAGAGUCGGAUGUGGAGGAGACAGGUACAGAAAAACCUGAUGCUCCUCAGGACGUGGAUGGAAGCACGUCUGCAGAGGAAAGGGAAGGAAACAUAAUGGCAGACUCACAUGGAGGUGAACUCAGAGGAGACGGUAAGGUGGAGGCAGAGGACGUGAGUAAGCCUGAGGAUGAUGAUGAGGAUGAUGGGACAGAAACAGGUAAAGAUGCCCUGACAUCCACCCUACAGGAUGUGUCUGAGAUUGAGUCCACUCUGCCGGAGAGGAGCGAUGACGAGUGUGAUGUGACACCAGCCAUAGAUCAGCAGGGUGACCACGCAAUAAUCUCAGAUCAGAGAGAGGAGUCUUCCGACACACUCAGCAGGUCAAAGGUCAAAGGUCAUGGUGACCCUGAUGCAGUGUCAGGGGUCAGUGAUGAGCAGCCAUUGAGCCACAGGCAGGAGUCACCUUUGGAGAAACAGCAGAGGAAUCCAGAAGGAUCCGAUUCUGAUUCUGACAGCAGCAAGUCUGAGGAAGAGAAUCCAGAGGUUUUGCACCCAAACCAGCAGGACGUCACCCACCCAAAACAGCAGGAUGUCUUUCACCCAAACCAGCAGGACGUCUUUGAGCAAGCCAGAGAGGAGGAGUGUGAGCAGGAGGCCUGUGAUAAGGAGCUGGAUGGAGAUGGCGAUGAGGAGGAGCAGGAACCUCAGCAGGAGCAGAGCGUCCAGAGAGGGGGCAGUGAGGAGGGCGUCGGGUCAGGCGCAGGGUCAGACAUGGACAGUGAGGACAAAGAUCCUCCCGGAGCUGCUGGGGAACCCACGCUGUCCCUCUCUGGCCUUUCACCACAUCAAACCCAAUCCAGCAUGGAUCCCGUGUCAGCUGAGGAGCGCUCAGAUCAGACAGCUGAGGACAUGAAGGCUUCUGAUGCAGGACAAGACAAGAGCCCACACGCCCAGUCAGGAGACAGCCAAGGUGACGCACAGGAGGAAAACAAAGGUGACCCCAAGGAGGAGUGCGGCCAGCCUCAGGAUGAGGAGGACAUCCUGGACAUUCCACUGGACGACCCUGAGGCCAACCGCGCUGCCGCCAAGAUACAGGCCGGCUUCCGAGGUCACAUGACUAGGAAGAAGAUGAAGGAUGAUAAGGAUGACAAGCCAGAGGAAGUGAGCAGCAGCGGAGAGGCUCUCAAUGGUAACCAGGGCAACGCAGGGGCGUCGGAAGGGGCAGAUACAGAAGACACAUCGGUACCUGAGCAGUGAGGGUCUGCAGUGGCUCGAACACGGGGGUGGCUUCUGGAUCCUGCGCUCUGCUCUCCCAAGACCAACUUUCUAUGUAGAUGUGCCAGAGCCCAGCGUGUAGAGCUAGUGUGGGCUGGGGGUGUUUGUGUGUGUGUGCGUGUGUGUGUAUGUGUAUAUGUAUGUGUAUGUGUAUGUGUAUGUGUAUGUGUGUGUGUUGCUGGUGAACUCUUUUGGUCACAUCUUCUCUGCAUCCUAUCCUGUACAGACCCACACCCCCUCCACCCCAUCGCACCCAGUGUAUGUCUGAGUCACACCAGCGUGUGCUCCCCAUCCAAAGCAUGCCAUUUAGACCUGCCUGAUGCUUGCUCUCUCAGCUUCCUAAAUAAAUCCAAAUAUGUCUGUCUCACCUUUCAGAACCACCCUAUUACCCUUCCCAGCUUUUAAAACCACCCAAUUGCCCUUGCCCAGCGUUUAAAACCACCUGAUUGCCCUUCACAGCUUUGAAAACCACCUCUGAAACUCCUUCAGCUUUUUCUCCAGCAUGCAUCUAGAGUUUCACAUCUAAAUACCCUCACUUUUAAGCACAUUUCAAUCUGCCCCCCUGCCUGUCCAAAUCUACCCCUGCUACCCCUCCUCUCAGCCCAGUACCCCUGUCUCAACCUAUCUCUGCUUUCAAAUGGGUAAUGUGUAGGUUGUUUAGUUGAAAAAAAGAAAUAACAACAGGAUGUGACGACAUAACCGUUUUGACGCAAAGUAAUAAAUACUUAUACCACAGGAGCUGCUGUAUCGAAUACACACAGGCCAAUAGAAGAGCAUUGUCGCAGAUACACAGUCGCAGUUACACAGUAUUUCAAACCCAUUACAUUACCCUUUUCUUUUCUGACCCCACUGCCGUCUUAACCUGGCACUGCCAGCCCAGUGUGCCCUCUCUUCAUUGUGAUCUUAAGCGCUUCCAUUGGAGUCUGACUGGGCCAGGGAGCAAAAUGAAUCCCUGUUAGCCCCGGGGCGCACUGACCAUGACUAGAUCAGUUAGUAGCUAAUCACUGUUAGCCCAGAUCACACUGACAAUGACUACAUCAACUAGUAGCUAAUCACUAUUAGACCAGGGCACACUCACAGUGACUAGAUCAGCUAGUAGCUCAUGUCACUCAGCUCCUCAGUGCCCCUGAGUUCACCUUUUAAACAGACACAUGAUGUCUUAUUACUGUAGAUGUCUAGAGCCUCUUAGUUAGCUUUUCAUCCCAACUCAUGACGCCAAACUGACGUUGACUGGCAUUUAGCAGACACUUUUGAUCCAAAGUGACACGGACUCGCAGUAGCGGGUUUGGGAAUAUUCCGGUGCCACGUGAUGUCCCCAGCCUUCCAGAGCCUCCCCUUACAACCCCCUCCCCUCACCCACCCACCCUCAGUCUGCUUUUUAAACACUGCUAACGUCUCAUUUCUGGGCUGUUUACACCCAUGAAGGCCUGAGCCCCCCCCCCCUUACCCAGCCUGAAUUACCUUUGUCAACCCAGCUUAUGCCCUCAGCUUUUAAAACUCAACCACUCGGUCAUAGAAGCGUUAGUGCACGUGUGAUCAUCCGUGAAAUGGUGUGUGUUAUAAUUGCUUAUAAUAAUGUUAUAAUUGCUUAUAAUCAUGUUUUUAUUAUUGUGUUGCUGUUUGUUUGUUGGAGUGAUCAGGAAUGUAGAUGUUUGUCUCCCAAGGCUGCCCUCUGCUAUUUACAGCUGACUGAUCUUAAUUUGUCCUAUUAUGUGUGAUGUUUGGCACUUUAAGUAUUUAAAUGGUCUCCAUAUAGUCAAUAUUUGCAGUUUAAACAAAAUCAGAACUUCCAACUACUAUUAUACUACUACUACUAAUAUUCAUGAGACGUUUAUUGCACUUUCUAUAUAUUUAUGUUAGUUGUGGAAAUCACUGACCAGAACAAAUAACAUGUGACCCCAUGUGGUGAUGCUGAUUGGCCCGUUCCUGUUGGCAUGGUCACAUGGGGCCAAGUAAUGGGCUGCCUGUGAGAUUAAUAAAGGCCUUCAAAAGCA